AUGGACCCUCGAACCACCUUCGCCCGCUGGCGCAUUAACGCCCCCUACAAGCCCAUCACCAGGAAGGGCCUGGGCCAGAGGAUGGGAGGGGGGAAGGGGGCGAUAGACCACUACGUAACGCCGGUGAAGUACGGACGGAUGAUUGUGGAGGUGGGGGGUCGGCUGGAACUGGGGGAGGUGGAGCCUAUCCUCAAGGAGGUGGCCAAGAAACUGCCCUUCCCUGCCAAGGUCAGUUCCCCGCUGGGGAUAAAUACAGGUUGAAGAAAUGGGGCCAAAAUCUAGGGGUGGUGCUGGUCAAUCACAGUAGCACCCUCUCUUUUUAUAUGCAGGUAUAUGUUGAAAACAACAAAACUAGACGGGUAUUUGCAAGUUCCCUGGGAGGCUUGGGAUAUUGAAUUCUACUGUGGUAACAUCACAGACCUUAUUACAUUCUACCAUGCCACCCUAUAGGGAGGACUAUGAAUCUGAUUGUAAAGACGUGUAUAAUUUCCUCUGAUUCUAAUCCUAUUCCUGACCUCUAACCUCUGACCUCUCUCUCCACCAGGUAGUGUCCAGAGAGAGCCUUGGUAGCAGGAACACUAUACCUGAUCCUGUCCUUAUGUAACCUCUGACCUCUUGACCUCUCUCCACCAGGUAGUGUCCAGAGAGAGCCUGGUAGGAGGAACACUAUACCUGAUCCUGUCCUUAUGUAACCUGACCUUGACCUCUCUCCACCAGGUAGUGUCCAGAGAGAGCCUUGGUAGCAGGAACACUAUACCUGAUCCUGUCCUUAUGUAACCUCUGACCUCUGACCUCUCUCCACCAGGUAGUGUCCAGAGAGAGCCUUGGUAGCGGGAACACUAUACCUGAUCCUGUCCUUAUGUAACCUCUGACCUCUGACCUCUCUCUCCACCAGGUAGUGUCCAGAGAGAGCCUUGGUAGCAGGAACACUAUACUGAUCCUGUCCUUAUGUAACCUCUGACCUCUCUCUCCACCAGGUAGUGUCCAGAGAGAGCCUUGGUAGCAGGAACACUAUACCUGAUCCUGUCCUUAUGUAACCUCUGACCUCUGACCUCUCUCUCCACCAGGUAGUGUCCAGAGAGAGCCUUGGUAGCAGGAACACUAUACCUGAUCCUGUCCUUAUGUAACCUCUGACCUCUCUCCUACCAGGUAGUGUCCAGAGAGAGCCUUGGUAGCAGGAACACUAUACCUGAUCCUGUCCUUAUGUAACCUCUGACCUCUGACCUCUCUCCACCAGGUAGUGUCCAGAGAGAGCCUUGGUAGCAGGAACACUAUACCUGAUCCUGUCCUUAUGUGACCUCUGACCUCUGACCUCUCUCUCCACCAGGUAGUGUCCAGAGAGAGCCUUGGUAGCAGGAACACUAUACCUGAUCCUGUCCUUAUGUAACCUCUGACCUCUGACCUCUCUCUCCACCAGGUAGUGUCCAGAGAGAGCCUUGGUAGCAGGAACACUAUACCUGAUCCUGUCCUUAUGUAACCUCUGACCUCUCUCCACCAGGUAGUGUCCAGAGAGAGCCUUGGUAGCAGGAACACUAUAGCUGAUCCUGUCCUUAUGUAACCUCUGAUCUCUGACCUCUCUCCACCAGGUAGUGUCCAGAGAGAGCCUUGGUAGCGGGAACACUAUACCUGAUCCUGUCCUUAUGUAACCUCUGACCUCUCUCCACCAGGUAGUGUCCAGAGAGAGCCUUGGUAGCAGGAACACUAUACCUGAUCCUGUCCUUAUGUAACCUCUGACCUCUCUCCACCAGGUAGUGUCCAGAGAGAGCCUUGGUAGCAGGAACACUAUACCUGAUCCUGUCCUUAUGUAACCUCUGACCUCUGACCUCUCUCUCCACCAGGUAGUGUCCAGAGAGAGCCUUGGUAGCAGGAACACUAUACCUGAUCCUGUCCUUAUGUAACCUCUGACCUCUGACCUCUCUCUCCACCAGGUAGUGUCCAGAGAGAGCCUUGGUAGCGGGAACACUAUACCUGAUCCUGUCCUUAUGUAACCGCUGACCUCUCUCCACCAGGUAGUGUCCAGAGAGAGCCUUGGUAGCAGGAACACUAUACCUGAUCCUGUCCUUAUGUAACCUCUGACCUCUGACCUCUCUCCACCAGGUAGUGUCCAGAGAGAGCCUUGGUAGCGGGAACACUAUACCUGAUCCUGUCCUUAUGUAACCUCUGACCUCUCUCCACCAGGUAGUGUCCAGAGAGAGCCUUGGUAGCAGGAACACUAUACCUGAUCCUGUCCUUAUGUAACCUCUGACCUCUGACCUCUCUCCACCAGGUAGUGUCCAGGAGAAGCCUUGGUAGCGGGAACACUAUACCUGAUCCUGUCCUUAUGUAACCUCUGACCUCUCUCUCCACCAGGUAGUGUCCAGAGAGAGCCUUGGUAGCAGGAACACUAUACCUGAUCCUGUCCUUAUGUAACCUCUGACCUCUGACCUCUCUCCACCAGGUAGUGUCCAGAGAGAGCCUUGGUAGCAGGAACACUAUACCUGAUCCUGUCCUUAUGUAACCUCUGACCUCUGAUCUCUCUCUCCACCAGGUAGUGUCCAGAGAGAGCCUUGGUAGCAGGAACACUAUACCUGAUCCUGUCCUUAUGUAACCUCUGACCUCUGACCUCUCUCCACCAGGUAGUGUCCAGAGAGAGCCUUGGUAGCAGGAACACUAUACCUGAUCCUGUCCUUAUGUAACCUCUGACCUCUGACCUCUCUCCACCAGGUAGUGUCCAGAGAGAGCCUAGCAGCCAUGCAGCGAGAACAGCAGGACAUGGAACUUAACAACCAGAACCCCUGGACCUUCCAGAGGAUCGCCAGGGGCAACAUGCUGGGGGUCAGGAGGGUCCUCAGCCCCUUUGACCUCCACAAUCACGGGAAGUACAGCGGAAAGUUCCACAACCCAGGGAGGGUGUGAGGGGGGGGGGG
Molecule: messenger RNA, 2906 nt
Organism: Coregonus sp. 'balchen'
Lineage: Eukaryota; Metazoa; Chordata; Actinopteri; Salmoniformes; Salmonidae
Source: the annotation of a GenBank genome assembly